AUGUCUAACUCAGAGUCCAGGAGCGCGCCGUCAUCCUUGGUUCAGGCACUCGUGCAGGCUCGCGCGGCAAAUGAGAGUCUAAACGAACUUACCCUGCCCUCGCGCCUUCCAGCGGAGACAUUGGCCGGGGUAUUCGCUCACCUCGUCGACAUUUAUCCAAUCGAUCUAGACGAGGGGCCUCCGAUCCCUUCGUCCUUUCGGGUCUGCCCUGUGAACAAGCGCAAAGGUUUGGGCUGGCUCUACGUCACGCACGUAUGCCGGCGCUGGCGAGCCACCGCCAUCAGUGAACCUUCGUUAUGGACGAGGCUGCCCAUGGCACUUGGCCAACUGUGGGACGUCUUUCUCGCACGAGCGAAGAAAGCUCCUCUCGUCAUAUCUCACGUUUUCUACGGUGUUAGUUCCCCGUCUAUGGACGUGGAGCGCUCUAUACGCUGCAUUCUUCAACAUCGAGAUCACAUUCAGGAGCUUGACCCAGGCUCGCUUGACGCUACCCACAUGCUCAGACUGGUGCAAGGUCUCACUGGCCCUCUUCCGCACCUUCGACGCCUGAGGUUGCAGACAUACGAAAAAGAUGCCCCUCUUCUUCCUCUACCGCCUUCCUUCAUGACCGAAUCUGCGCCGUGUAUACGGGAACUACGGCUGUCUGGCAUUGCCUUCCCAUGGGGGAGUGGCUCUUCCACCAUUACCUGCUUCCACUACGAACACCUUCAUGGGCGCCAUCCAGCUGCUGUUGAUCGAAUCUCUCACAGCUUCUCCGAAGUCGUGUCCACACUCCAAUGCAUGCCAGCGUUGAAGGACUUGAAAUUGAUCGGCGCUGUCCCCAGCGACGCUGUGGACCACGUGCGGGUUGAGAUCCAGCUUCCACAACUCGAGGAGCUCGAGAUCGUCUCUCAUGGUGCAUCGUCGUGGCACCUCCUAGCUCUGAUACAGCACCCCUCCUACACCCAUGUCAAUGUCAGAGAUACCAGCAUGGGGGUAACCGGGCCCGGACACAUUGGAUCGACCACAGCGUCUGGGCUCCCUGUUCACCCCGCCUCUCCUUCGAAGUUUCAUGUCCGUACAUUGGACGUUGAUUUCUCCGACCCUUGGCUCAUCGAGCGCGGUCUGUAA
This is a messenger RNA of Peniophora sp. CBMAI 1063, 1110 nucleotides long. The record is from the annotation of a GenBank genome assembly. NCBI's taxonomy places the organism in Eukaryota, Fungi, Basidiomycota, Agaricomycetes, Russulales, Peniophoraceae.